Mizuhopecten yessoensis (Yesso scallop) is the source of this 1678-nucleotide messenger RNA. RefSeq lists its product as uncharacterized. Lineage: Eukaryota; Metazoa; Mollusca; Bivalvia; Pectinida; Pectinidae. The transcript has 3 exons. The record is from RefSeq and is a predicted model, not a curated record. Bases 542 to 1003 code for a protein of 153 amino acids.
AACCCGCGACCCAGUGGUGGAGGGCUAGUGGUAGCAGAAUGUCAGACGCCUUAACCACUUGGCCACCGUGUUUCCUCCUAUGUCUGGAGCUCCGACAAAAUAGUGGUUUUCUUAUAUAUUAUUACACGUUUUGUAGUAUAAUUUUUGGAUCACCAGUAUCUGUUUUUUCGAAUUUUCGGUGGAAAUGUGUGUUUUGGACAUUUGAGUUAGGACAAUGGCCUGAUACCCUACCUAGUGACUACUGCUCACAGCACACUGUACUAUAGCUACAUGGACUUGUAUAUAUAUGUUGACUUGAUAUAUGUAAUAUUUAGUGGAAGCCAUGGCCACCAGAAAGCAGAGUAUCGGAGGAGCAGUCGGGGUUAAGAACAGGGGAGCGGAUAAGAAUAUUGAGGACAGACUCGAUGAUAUUACAUCCUUGUUAACUACACUCAUAACAAAGGCAGACUUUGAUUCCAAGAUGAAGAAGUUGAAAGAAACCAUACGAGAGGAAAAUAGAGAACUUGUUAAAGAACUCUAAGGGAGAGUGUUCGAACUGGAAAUGGAAAAUGAGAAUCUCCGUCUGACUAUUGGAAACCUGGAGACCCAGGUCGGUGAUCUCCAGUGUUCUAAGGACGCUAGAAUACACGGACUUAAGGACACAUCUGAUUCAGAGACUGUGGCGGAAUGUGUGGACAAAUUCAUGAACUUUGUGUCUUCCAAACUUGAGGUGCAUAUUACUAAGGGGGACCUUGACAUUGCUCAUCGUCUUGGAAAGUUUAACCGGGAAAAACCGAGAAACAUCAUCGUCAAGUUUACGCAUCGACGAAAAAGGAACAAGGUCAUCAAAGCCCGCUCAAAAUUGAAGAAGACUGGAUAUAUGGUUUUCGAGGAUCUCACGAAGAUCAACCAGCAGGUCCUCAAGGACGCGUAUAAACUUCAGUGUGUGAAGAACUCAUACAUUACGGACGGUCACAGUAUGAUGAGGGACUCCUCCGACGACCACAUUGUAUCCCUGACGUAAUCGAGGGAUACGUUUUCGGAGUUUGAAGUCUCCAAAUCGGCCGCGGGCCGACGCAGUCUCGUGGAGGCUGAAUGUCACACGGACGAGUCUUCGUGCUCGCAGCCGCCGGCUCUCAACACACGUACAAAUGCCAAGGGGAAAUCCGAAAAAAAACGGAGAACAGACGAAAACCAGGGAUGUGUCACUGCAGGAGGUUCAGAACGCUUGGGUCAUGGAUACAAAUGGAAAGGGGAACCGUAUGAACUUUGUGCGUUGCCCUUUGGCAUGGCUUAUGCAACUUGAAUGUUUACUAAAAUUCUCAAGCUCAUUUAUAGUCACCUUCUUGCGUGUAGUCAGGGAGUUAUUACUUUUUUUAUUAUAUUGAUGAUUAUCUGACUACGGCAGCAGACAAGGACUGAUAGUGAGAAGCUGGUAUCAGUUAUGAAGGCUGUUAAUGUACUUAAGAAAUAUUGGCUUAGAUUUGUACUUGUUAAUUGGUAUUUGAUGGUCAUGUGCUAUUUUUAUUAUUAUUAUUAUUAUUAUUAUUUAAAUUGCAACGUCUUGCAGCACUUAAAUAAUUUUCAGUGAUAUAUUUUUCGUGUUUUUUUCGCGAGGAUUUGAAACCUCAAAAGACAGAAAAUAGACAUUAUAUCCACUGUAAGAACACAUUCUGGAUGUGUUUUUAUGAUACUGUAU